UGAAGUUUUCAUUUCAAACCAGAGAACAAGAAAGCCCCGGAAGACAACAGCAACAGAAUGGUUGUCAACUGCAAAAAGUAGCUGUCCGUAGAUUGUCUUUCCAGCGGCGUGUAAGGUAAUUAGCUCCACUGCAGAAAUGGAGGCUGCAGGAGGAGAGGAGAGUCCAGAGGUGUGGGGGGCAGCUGCAACAGCAGAACCAAGCUUUUCUGGGUCUAGAGCAACGUCCACCAAGCCAGUUUGGGCUUCGCUAGAAGAAGCAACCCAAAUGAAAACAGAAGGGAAUGCUUUCUAUCGGGAGAAGAACAUCCGCUCAGCCAUCGGUCGUUAUCACCGAGCUCUGUUGGUCCUCCGAGGCCUGGAUUCUGAUGUGAUGGCCGCAGUGAAAGGGUUUGGACCCGAGAUACCUGCUCUCACAUCUGAACAGGAAGCGUUGCUGAGAAACACACAAGUGGACUGCUACAACAACUUAGCUGCCUGUUUGCUGCAGAGACAGAGUGUUGACUAUGCUCGUGUCCGGGAGUACAGCCUGCGCGUGCUGCAGUGGCGACCAGGUGACGUCAAAGCACUGUACAGGGCAGGAGUGGCCACACUGGAACUGGGAGAUGCAGAGACAGCCAAACAGUACCUCACCCAGGCCUGCAGGGAGCAGCCUCAUGAUGCCAACGUCCGGAAGCACCUGCAGAGGGCUGAGGAGAAGCUGAAUCGGGAGUUACAAAAGGAGAAGGCCAUGUACCGGGAGAUGUUUUCUUCCAGCCUGAAGGGUAGCUCUGGAGAGGGGAUUAACCAAACCAACAGAGCCGGUGAGGGAGUUUAGCCAAACAGUGCAACCCACCAAAUGAAGUCUCAUCCUGAGAGAGGCUUUGUUCAACCUCAGCUGGUCCCAAACCAGUUGAAGAAUGUUCACAAAACUGAUGUUACUGUGUCUUCUCCCAGUGAUAAUGAGGUGACAAAGUAAAAGUGAUGCUGCUGAAAAUAGAAAGGAGAGAAGAGAAAAGUUUGUUCCCUAGCAACAGG
Molecule: messenger RNA, 1014 nt
Organism: Scomber japonicus (chub mackerel)
Lineage: Eukaryota; Metazoa; Chordata; Actinopteri; Scombriformes; Scombridae
Gene: ttc9c
Product: tetratricopeptide repeat domain 9C
Exons: 4
Coding region: 137-814 (225 amino acids)
Molecular function (GO): protein binding
Source: RefSeq, a predicted model, not a curated record